This is a messenger RNA of Lampris incognitus (smalleye Pacific opah), 5874 nucleotides long. RefSeq names its product A disintegrin and metalloproteinase with thrombospondin motifs 16. NCBI's taxonomy places the organism in Eukaryota, Metazoa, Chordata, Actinopteri, Lampriformes, Lampridae. Gene Ontology annotation, biological process: proteolysis; extracellular matrix organization. The coding region runs from base 63 to 4052 and encodes 1329 amino acids. The transcript has 24 exons. The record is from RefSeq and is a predicted model, not a curated record. Gene Ontology annotation, molecular function: metalloendopeptidase activity. Gene Ontology annotation, cellular component: extracellular matrix.
UCGCUGUCGUUUUGCUUGCCGGACUGUUGCAGCCGGGCGGCGUGAGGUACAGCCCGACAGACAUGGCUUUCCUUUGGAGUUCUGCAGAAAGGGAAAAGUGGAACGGGCCAUUUCUACUUCUCAAUCUUUUUUGCUGUUUCAUACUGAGCAAAAGCAUCCUUUUGGAUAUUGGUGCUGACAGUGCUGCAGCUCACCACGACGCAUCGACGCUGCUCCGGUCCCUCAAUUUACCCCAGAACACAGACUUUGAGAUUGUUGCUCCGUACGAGGUCAACCACCAAGGCUUGUACAUCUCGCAUGAAGUUUCUCACUACCAGAGCAGCAGGCGACGCAGAUCCCUGCAACCUAAAGCAAGCUUAUCGAGCACUGAUGCCAGCAGACAAACCGUCCAUUUCCGGCUCAGCGGCUUGGGGCAGGACUUCCACAUGGAGCUGAGCGAGGCCUCAGAGAGCCUGAUCGCACCUGGCUUCACUGUCCAGGUCCUGGGAAAGGACGGCACCAAGAGCCUGAGGGCCUACCGACGGGAUGACCUCUGCUUUUACCAGGGGUCGCUAAGGUCAAGGGUCAACUCCUCGGUGGCUCUUUCCACAUGCAUAGGGUUGUCAGGUUUAAUCCGAACACAGGAUGCGGACUACUUCCUGCGACCCGUGUCCCCGAGCCUGGCCCGGAGACAGAACUUCACCGGACCCUCCAGUCAUCAGCCACACAUACUCUACAGGAGUAACACAGAGACCCAAGCACACCAGAAAGGACACGGGCCUCGUAGACUGUAUAAGAGGUCUACUGAGACACUGACCGACUCAACACACAUUCUCAACAACAGAUCCACCCGCUCACAGUCACACCCGACCCACAACACGGCAGUUGAAGGUCAGCGAAGGAGCCGUCCACAGAUGCGUCAUCAUCCCGACAACGACGACAACAACCAGAGUGACCUGGUACAACACCACAGCAAUGGCCAUCACCACCACAACAGUCAACAUGACAAUGACUACAAGCACGGGGAGAAGCAGAAGCAGCACUUUUGCGGCAAACGGAAGAAAUACAUGCCCAAGCCUCCGAAUGAGGACCUCUUCAUUUUUCCAGAUGAGUACAAGUUCAUUCCAAGAAACAAAAGGGCUGUGCUCAUGAAGAACCAAGCUAACCAGAAGCUCAACGUGGAGACGCUGGUGGUGGUGGAUAAGAAGAUGAUGGAGAACCAUGGCCAUGAGAACAUCACCACAUAUGUUCUCACAGUGCUCAAUAUGGUCUCCAGUCUCUUCAAGGAUGGGACGAUAGGGGGAAACAUCAACAUAGUGAUAGUGGGUCUUGUGCUUUUGGAUGAAGAGCAGGACGGCUUGGUGAUCAACCACCAUGCAGACCAGACACUGAACAGCUUCUGCCAGUGGCAGUCUGGUCUGGGAGGAAGAGAGGGCAGGAGACAUGACCACGCCAUCCUUCUCACAGGCCUUGACAUUUGCUCCUGGAAGAACGAGCCCUGUGACACACUGGGUUUCGCUCCAAUAAGUGGGAUGUGCAGCAAAUACAGAAGCUGUACCAUCAAUGAAGACACGGGACUAGGCCUGGCGUUCACCAUUGCCCAUGAAUCUGGACACAAUUUUGGGAUGGUCCAUGACGGUGAGGGAAAUGUUUGCAAGAAGUCUGAGGGCAAUAUCAUGUCUCCCACACUGGCCGGUCACAACGGUAUCUUCUCCUGGUCCGCCUGCAGCCGCCAGUACCUCAGUCGGUUCCUCAAUUCUGCCCAGGCUUUGUGUCUAUCAGAUGAGCCCAGGGCAAUGGAAGAGUAUCAGUACCCUGAGAAGCUGCCAGGCGAGCUGUACGAUGCAGACACACAGUGUAAAUGGCAGUUUGGAGAGAAGGCCAAACUCUGCAACCUGGAUUUCAAAAAGGAUAUCUGCAAGGCCCUGUGGUGCCAUCGUUUUGGGAGGAAGUGUGAGACUAAAUUCAUGCCAGCCGCCGAGGGCUCUGCCUGUGGACCCGACAUGUGGUGUCGUAGGGGCCAGUGUGUGAAGCACGGGGAUGAGGGGCCCAGGCCUCAACAUGGCCAGUGGUCAGAAUGGUCCCCCUGGUCCGGCUGCUCACGAACCUGUGAGAGCGGCGUCGCCUACAGAGAGAGGCAGUGCACCAACCCUAAACCUGCAUAUGGAGGGAAGUACUGCGAGGGCUCCUCCAGGUCCUACAGACUGUGUAACAUUGAGGACUGUCCCCCCAACACAGUGGACUAUAGAGCACAGCAGUGUGCUGCGUUCAACAGCAAGCAGUUCAGAGGAUGGUACUACAACUGGAGGCCAUACACCAGAGUGGACGAUCAAGACCUUUGUAAGCUCUACUGCUUUGCAGAGGGCUAUGAUUUCUUCUUCGCGCUUGCAAGCAAAGUCAAGGACGGAACAUUGUGCUCGCAGGACAGCUCCAAUGUCUGUAUUGAUGGACUGUGUGAGAGAGUGGGCUGUGACCGCGUGCUGGGCUCCACAGCGGCUCCUGAUGCAUGUGGGGUCUGCAAAGGAGACAACUCUACUUGCAAAGUCUACAAAGGACUGUACAACAAGCAACAUUAUACAAACCAGUACUAUGGGAUCGUAACCAUCCCGGCGGGGGCUCGCAGUAUCCGUGUGGUGGAGCUCAACACCUCGAGCUCUUACCUGGCUGUCAGGGAUGCCCAGAGACGCUACUACCUAAACGGUCGCUGGACGGUGGACUGGCCUGGCAGACACCCAAUCGCUGGAGCCAUAUUUGAGUAUAAGAGGCCAUACAACAGACCAGAGAGCCUCACCUCGAUGGGCCCCACCAAUGAAACACUGGUCAUUGAGAUUUUGUUGCAGGGCUGGAACCCAGGUGUGCGUUGGGAGUACACGCUGAAGCGGGCAGAUGAGAGGAAGAACCACAUCAAACAUAAUUAUAACUGGGCCAUCAUACGGUCCCAGUGCUCAGCAACCUGUGCUGGAGGCCAGAUGAACACCAAGCCAGCCUGCUACAAAGACUUGAGGGCUCAGGUGAAUACUUCCUACUGCAAUCCUAAAACCAGACCAUCCACGGGACUGAUGCCCUGUAACACCCAGCCGUGUCCAGCCAGCUGGUCUGUUGGAGAAUGGGGGUCGUGCAGCCAGAGCUGUGGAGGAGGGGAGCAGACACGGCAGGUCCAGUGUGUCCAGAGGACCAGCCAGACCAACGUAGAUGCCCUGGCUGACCCACAGUGUGUCCAACCCACCCCAACCAGGAGACAGGCCUGCAACACACACACCUGCCCGCCGGUCUGGACUACUGGGCUAUGGUCACAGUGCUCCCGCAAGUGUGGCAGAGGAGUGAGGAAGAGGACAGUCUCGUGUAUGAGCCCUAAACCCAACCUCAGUGCCUGGACAAACACACAGACUCUGCCUGAUAGCUCCUGCAUGGGCCUGCAGAAACCUGCUAGUCAGGAAACUUGCUUCAUCAAACGCUGCCAGAAACAACGCAAAGUCCAGUGGUUUGUGUCCACAUGGCAGGAGUGUUCAGUAACCUGUGGUCGUGGCUAUCAGACACGUUUCAUCAAGUGUGCAGAGAAGGAUGCUGCAGGAAAGUACAGGGAGCUGACAGCCAAAAAGUGUCACCAUGUCCCCAAGCCCCUCGUAGAGCUCCAGCAGCCCUGCGUCCUGGCUGACUGCCCUGCCCGUACCACCACACCAUUCCGACCCUGGACUACACAUCAUCAUCAUCAACAACAACAUCAUCAACAACAACAACAACACAAUCCUGCUCAGCCCCUCCCUCAGCCUUCAUCUCGGCCAGACUGGUACUCAUCCCCUUGGUCUCAGUGCACAGUGACAUGUGGUGGUGGCGUACAGGCCAGAAUGGUCCAGUGUUUGUCUCAGGGGAAGCCCUCCUCUGGAUGUGCCCUCCAUCUGAAGCCCAGCAUGUCCCAGGCCUGCAACACCAAUUUUUGCCCACAACCAGAGAAGAAAGACCUGGUGUGUAAAGAUUACUUUAACUGGUGUUACCUGGUUCCCCAGCAUGGAGUCUGCAACCACAAGUUCUACGGCAAACAGUGCUGCAAAUCCUGUUCGCAGUCAAACCUAUAAUCACAAGAAAUGACUGUCUCUGGCACAGACAGGCAGAUAGAUAUAAAAAAAAGACUGUUUGACGCCCAUGUUUGAAAAGACAGUUGUUUUUGUGUAAAAGCAUGUGGCGAGCACUGAAAAACAAAAGACAUUUUGAUUGAAGUGGGAGAGAGAUGCAGCGCCCUCUCUUCUCUAUUUGAUGCCGGACAUCUAAACACGAGAACUUGAAGCUGACAGCAUUACACAGGAAUGUGAUGAGAACAGCUUAAUUGAAACAGGGAAGAAUGAAGAGGGCUCUCGAUUUUUAAAAAAAAAGAAAAAAGAAUGGGAGCGGUAUAUCCAAAAAGUUCUGAAAAAUCACCUCUUUUUCUUUACGUCUCUAACAGAAAACACUUGUACCCAGCAAACCCAAAGUCAACACAUCUUCUUAGUCAGGGUGAAGCAAGAGGCUUGCCAAAAAAACACUGGGCCACGAAGUCAAAGGCAGCGCCACUCGCCAACUCAUGAGGUGAUGAGAGCUGCUUUUCUACAGUUCAGUUCUUGACCAAAUUAAACAGACCAAACAGUUGGGUACAUUGCAAAAAGCCGAUGUCGGAUAAUGGAAAUGGCACCUGUGGUACACAUAUGAAGAUUUUUUUUUGAUGAUUAGGAUGGGCCACAUUGGGCCUCCUCAACAACCACAGUUGGCCUCCUCAACAGUGAAAUAGCAGCACAGCUUUGCCAGAAGGGUCACGUUAAGCAAAAAAUAGAAAACCCUCUGAAUGUCAUUGCAUAUAUACAGAAUUGAUGUGAGAUGGGUCAGUUAUGUGCACUGGGGUUUUUUUUUUCAAUAUCUUGAAUUGUACCACAACAUUGUCUUUGUGGCAAAGAUGUUGCCACUGCAGGAUUCUGAAUGGAAGGAGGACACCAUUUAGGCGGUAACACAGGCUUUUUAUUUGACAAUGUCACGCUCUCUGCUUCUCUCACUUGCAAGAGCCAGUGCGCUCAGGUGCUGCAGCUGCUCCCUCAGUCUUUACUUUCAGAGCGUGUGGCUCCCUUCUCUCUGUUUUUCUCCAGCCCUGUGUUUUGCCUGUGUCCUCAUGUGUGUCACGUCAGCCAGUUUCAGUGUCACGGCGGUUUAUAAACACAGUUUUGUUAAUUGAGCAAACCUGAGGCUGAUCACUAAUCAGCCUCCCCAUUGCUUCUGCUCUGCAGCGAACCAGCUCCCUCUCUCCACCUCCAGCUGAUGCUAAACCACACCCCACUACCAGGCCUUGGUCGAAAUUUAAAUUCUGAAGUUUUGAAAAAGAACAAAUGAAUUGCUUUACUCAUUUACAAUAUUGGUUGUUUUUAUUUAUUGACUUUAUAAUACGGUCAGUGUCAGGAGGACUGAAUUGAUAAGUAGUAUAAAUGUGUCCAGUUAUUAUUGUAACCUAAGCUCAUUACCCUCACACUUUGUAUUAUGUGUCAUAUUGUUCCAUGCUGACAUGCACCUUUUUCUGUGAAAACAUUUAUUUUGUUUUAGGAUUUUUGUGCGGCGUUAAAAUCCCAAUAUUGACUUGUUCUUGUCAAACGAUUAGUAACAUUUUUUUUACUAAUCCAGUGAAUGAUUGGCAUGAAUAAUAAAAUAAUGUCAAAUACAAAGGUAACAAACAAGUUGUUUCAAUAGACACUGCUCUCUUCCUCAGCUGCACGUCUCCUCCAAACCACCUAAAAAAUGCAAUAAGCUGUCACAUAUUGCAUGCAUUGAUAUGGCAAUAAGAAUAGUGCAUUUCAUGUUGGAUGCUGUAAAAAGCACCAAGAGCGAUUGCUGAAGUUAUCUCAAAGUGAUUAUUCAAAUGUAAAUGAACAAUAAAGGAAUUAA